This is a messenger RNA of Erigeron canadensis, 1804 nucleotides long. RefSeq names its product lactosylceramide 4-alpha-galactosyltransferase-like. The record is from RefSeq and is a predicted model, not a curated record. The transcript has a single exon. Lineage: Eukaryota; Viridiplantae; Streptophyta; Magnoliopsida; Asterales; Asteraceae. Bases 240 to 1622 code for a protein of 460 amino acids.
UCAUUCCCUCCCUCCAUAUUUCUUGAUCCAACCAACCUUUUUCAGUUUUUUGGUUCCAAAUAUUUCAAAACAUGAAGAAAUAGAAAAAGCACACAAAAACACAAACACACACAUUUCUAACUUUUUGCCGCCAUCAAGAAUGCUCAUCUAUACUUUCCCUACUACCCACCUUCUCAACAACACAUCAAACACAAAACUAUGAAUCACACAAAAGGUUUUUACCUUUUGAUGAUAAAUCAAUGGAAAAUAAGAAAAGAUCCUUCUUUGCUGUUUUAUCUUUUCUCUUGAUUCUUUUAAUUUCUUUCAACGGAGCUUCUAUCUUCUCCAUAACCAUACCGGAAAAUGUCGCCGGAGAUUCAAGAAACUUGGUUUCUGUAUCAUCAUCAUCUUUGUCAAACUUGAUGUACUCACUUGAAGAAGAAGAACAAAACCCAUCUGUACUUUCAAAUACCCAUUUCAAAUCACAUGAAAACUCGGUCACCGGCGCCGGAGAUUCUUUUGUACAACGACAAAAUGAGCAUGUUUUUGUAGUGAAAAAAGAAACCCCAGAUGUAAUUUCAAACACCCAUUUGCCCCUUUUGCGUAAAUCUCAUAGUUUACAAUUUGAACCAGAUGCUUUUCCAGGAAAAAAUAAUAAAAAAGUAUUGGAAGCGUUGACUUUUUUGGAGUCAGUUGACCGGCGCCGGCCAGGGGAAUUCCGGGAAAGAGUGAAGGAGUUUUUUAGUAAGAAUGAAACUUCUUGUAAGGUUCGUUUCUUUAUGACAUGGAUUUCAUCAUUAAAUUCAUUUGGUAAAAAAGAAGUUAAAUCAAUUGAGACAUUAUUUAAUACACAUCCAAAUGGAUGUUUAUUAAUAGUUUCAAAUUCAAUAGAUUCAAUUAAUGGUAGACACAUUUUAAAACCCUUUAUAGAAAAAGGUUUUAGAGUUACCGCGAUUUCGCCUGAUUUAAAGUACUUAUUUAAGAACACGAUGGCAGAAUCUUGGUUUGUGAAGUUGAUUAGAGAUGAAGUUAACACUGGUUAUGUCCCAUUAGGCCAAAACUUGUCGAAUUUGCUUCGAUAUUGUUUGUUGUAUAAGUUUGGAGGUGUUUAUAUCGAUACAGAUGUUAUUGUGUUAAAAAGCUUCUCAAAGUUAAAGAAUUCAAUAGGAGCACAAACUUUGGAUUUGAGCACAAAGAAUUGGAGUAGAUUGAAUAAUGCAGUAAUGGUUUUUGAUAAAAGGCAUCCAUUAGUUUAUAAGUUUAUAGAAGAAUUUGCAUUAACUUUUGAUGGAAACAAAUGGGGUCAUAAUGGUCCUUACUUGGUUUCACGGGUAGUGUCAAGGCUGGAAGGUAGGCCGGGGUAUAACUUUACGAUUUUACCCCCAACGGCGUUUUAUCCUGUGAAUUGGAAUAGGGUCCGAAACCUUUUUCGUGGGGCUAGAAAUGAGACUGAUGCAAAAUGGUUAAGGGGUAAAUUCAGGCAGAUUAGAAGCCAGAGUUAUGCUGUUCAUCUUUGGAAUAAGCAGAGUCGAAAGCUUCAGAUCGAAGAGGGGAGCAUUUUGGGAAAGAUUUUAUCGAAUCGUUGUGUUUUCUGCAAUUCAUCUACAAAUAGCAAUGUAAGUACACAGUUUAGUAAAACUUGAAAAAUCUUUUUAUCUUUUUGUUAUUAAUGUGGUAACGAAUCAAGUCAAUUCAAUCCACAUUUAGAUUAGAAUAGAAAUUAGAUGAAAAAGAAGAAAAGCAUACAAAGAUCCAAGCUUGUAGUGUUGUUAAUUUUUUGGUUUGGGUACAAGUUAAGUUAAUUUUAAGAAAGGAGAUUUGGUCA